GUCCACCGAAGAAGAAGCCGAGCCAGAGUGCAGCAGCAGCCGUUGUUCGCAGCUAGCAGCUAGCAGCUAGCAGCCAUGGCGGCAGUGCGCAGCUUGCGGGUGUCGGUGAAAUCAGACAGCGGCUCGGACCGCUCGGACUCGGACUCUGACUCCGAGUCGGACAGAGAUGCCCGUGAAGCCGAACCGAUGGAGGUGGAGGAGGGAGAGGUGGAGGCGGAGGACAUAUCCGUUAACCGUUCCCUGAAGGAGCUGCUGCCGGACACGAGCCGGAGAUACGAGAACAAGGCUGGAGCCUUCAUCACCGGGAUAGACGUCAACUCAAAGGAGGCCAUUGAGAGAAAAGAGAAGCGAGCGAGGCGUUUCCAUUUCUGUGCAGAGGAGAGCGUCGGUCAGAGGAACGUCUUUCUGGAUAAAGACAUCAUGAAGAAAGCUAUCCCCAGUCUGCGCCUGGAGGCGAUCUACGUGACGGGCGUGGACGACAUGAGCACUCAGGAUGUCUUCGGAUAUUUUAAGGAAUAUCCUCCAGCUCACAUCGAGUGGAUCGAUGACACUUCCUGUAACGUGGUUUGGCUCGAUGACAACACGUCUGUCCGAGCCCUCAUCAACAGCAGCCGGAUGCCCGACCCGGACGCCGUCACCGCGGAGACGGAGGACACCGCCCCACCUGGAGAACCGGUCAAAGGUCGUCGGGGUCAAGGGUCGGACGAUGAAGAGGAAGAGGGUGAGGUGGACGAGGACGAGGAGGAGACAGCGAAGAAGAACAGGGAGGAGAUCGAGGUGAAGGACAGCGACGGAGAGGCGGAGCAGAAAAGCAAGGCGGAGGGCGUCCAGAUGGACGACCUGUCGGGGGCCGAGAGAGACUCUCUGCUGAGGAACGACCUGAGACCGGCCAUCAAACCCUUCAAAGGAAACAAACUGCUGCUGCGCUUUGUUUGUGCAGACGAUAAGAAGGAGUUGGGUGCCGCUCGUCGCAGCAGAUACUACAUGAAGUACGGGAACCCGAACUAUGGAGGCAUGAAGGGAAUCCUCAGCAACUCCUGGAAGAGGAGGUACCACAACCGGCGGAUCCAGCGAGACGUCAUCAAGAGCAAGAAGCCUCUGAUUGGAGACAGCAUGGGACACACGCCGCCGUACACACACCGACACUCCGCUGACCUGGUCAACCUGCCCGAGGAGCCCAUCAAGGAGGAAGAGGAGGAGGACGAGGACGAGGAAGACGGCGACGAGGACAUGGACUCAGACGACCGGGUGGUGGAGUACAAAGAGCGAGGGGACCGGGAGAGAGGCGAAAGGGGCGGUGCCAGCAGCGGUGGCUCCCGUCCUGUGGGGGCGGGGCUCCGCAGCCGGGCCGAGCGCUCGCCGUCUCCCUGGUCGGAGUCGGACGAGAUGGACUACGACCUGGAGCUGAAGAUGAUCUCCACGCCGUCACCGAAGAAGAGCAAGAAGAUGACGAUGUACGCCGACGAGCUGGACACGCACCUGAAGAGCAUCCGGAACAGGAUCGGGGGGUCGGGAUCACAGAGCAGGCCCAAAUCCACGUCGCCUGCCAAGGUGACGGAUGUGCGUCAGCUGCUGGAGGAGAAGAGACAGGGCCUCUCUCAGCACGUACAGCCCCCCCCGGUGGCUGCCAGCGGGAAGACAGACGUACGGCAGCGGCUCGGGAAAAGGCGUUACUCCCCCGACGGACGGCGCUCCCCCUCCCCUGCCUCCCCCAGGGACACGCCUCCGGCCAGAGAGCCAGUCAGAGACGUACACCGCAGACUGGGCGUGGUCAGUCAGGACAACAGAGGACUCUUCUCCAACUCAUCCAAAGACAGAAAGACAAGCGGCCUGUGGAGCAGACUCGGCUCCGCUGACGACGAUGGCGGCGGCGCCGUGCGUCAUGAGCGAGGCUCGAGCAGCCGGUCGUCUGGCCUGUUCUCCCCCUCCUCUUCCUCCUCGGCCAUGAGUAAAGCUGGCAGCAGUGCCGCCGGCAGCAGACGAGGCGACGGCGAGGAGGAAGAGGAGGUGGAGGAGGAAGACGACUCGACGCUGCAGAAGAUGUGGGGCGCCAUGAUCAAACAGAAACAGGAGCGUGUGACCCACAAGAUGAAGAAGAGCCGGCUGGACAACCUGCCGUCGCUGCAGAUCGAGAUCAGCCGCGACAGCAGCGACGACUCGGACGCCUGAAACCGACGACGGAGGAAGAAAGCGCCGGAGUUUGUUUCUCUCGAACUCUUCAAGUACAACAAUAUACAGACAUAAAGCGGUCAGACUGCAGACCUGAGGCCAGUGUGCUGCGUUUUCUUUUAUUGUUUCAGUGUGUAUCUGCAGUCUGUGGAUGGGUUAGUGACGGGGUCCACCAGGCACAGACCCAGGGGCCCUUGGGGAUAAAGGGCCCCUGUUUAUAGAAACCAUUAACAUUUCCUAUUGUCCUGAUCAGAGUCUCUUCAUAUCGAGAAUCUGCAGCCAAACACAAACUCCAGUAAUGUCGUUAAAAGGCCCAACUCUGGUGUAGCAGCAUGAAUUUCUUCUGAAGUCUCUUUUAUGUCCGUUUCAUCUAAAUACUGAAGUUCAGCUGCAGCAUUUAAACCAUCAGCAGCACCUGAGAACUGUCACUGCAAAGUGUCACUAACAGACUCAAUGCGACCCCGGAGACUCAACGCGACUUUGUCUGGUCAUCCAUCCACGCUCCUGUGCCGAUAUUUAAUAGCCACACACACUCCCAGAUGUUCGGGAUGAAACAGAGCAUCAUGGGAAACCCAAUCAGAUCUCCUCUCCUGGUUCUGUACAUCAGCAUAAAUCAUUCCUACGUUGCACGCCGUCGGCCUCGUGAACCACCAGACGUCGUCUGAGAAUUGAACCCUCAACCCUGGUGGUCGACGCUCGGGACCAACGAGCUCCUGCAUCAAAUCCAACCUGAUACAAAACUUCAUUUACCAAACUUGUGUUUCCACGUUGCAUUGGCCCGUUCAGUCUGAGCAGAGCGGUGCUGUUCGUCCUCCCUGUGGACAGCGAGGGGAAGACGGACAAAGACGAGAGGAUCAACAAAAGAUGGACAGACGGAAACAAUCGGACUCGAACUGCAGACGCCUCGUUGUUUGUCUUCGCGUUCGUCUUAACGCAGAAAGAAUUGAUGAGACUCUUAGAAGAAAGAGGGAUUAUUGUCUGAUGGUGAAUCUCCUCAAGGUGACAUUUUGGUACAUUUUUUAAUCACUUUGUCUGUUAUUGAACAACAUGGGAGCUCCUGUAGCGCUGUGUGUCUGUAUUUCACUUCCUGCUGUUUCUCUGGUCACAUCAUCUGUGUUAUUAUGUUUCUUUCAUGUUUUUUAUUGAAACUUUGGGGCCACGGGAGACGUCACUACUGCUCAUGAAUUUAAAUGAUCAUUAAAAUGUUGGCCGGUGCUUUAUUUUCUGUCUGUAAUUUCAGAAUGAUUUCCUCUGUGUUUAACCACAAAGAAUGAUGUAAUUAUAGAGACAGUAGAGACGCCUUUAACUCAGCUGAACAUUUGUCCACAGGAAACGUAUGUGACAAAUAAAGUUGCCAAUCAUAAUAAUUACAA
Messenger RNA from Dicentrarchus labrax (European seabass), 3542 nucleotides. It is a transcript of the gene ncbp3, whose product is annotated as nuclear cap binding subunit 3. The transcript is spliced from 13 exons. Gene Ontology annotation, cellular component: nucleus; cytosol. Lineage: Eukaryota; Metazoa; Chordata; Actinopteri; Moronidae. The record is from RefSeq and is a predicted model, not a curated record. The coding region runs from base 76 to 2169 and encodes 697 amino acids. Gene Ontology annotation, molecular function: RNA 7-methylguanosine cap binding; mRNA binding.